Molecule: messenger RNA, 707 nt
Organism: Panicum virgatum (switchgrass)
Lineage: Eukaryota; Viridiplantae; Streptophyta; Magnoliopsida; Poales; Poaceae
Product: cysteine-rich and transmembrane domain-containing protein WIH2-like
Exons: 3
Coding region: 139-405 (88 amino acids)
Cellular component (GO): plasma membrane
Source: RefSeq, a predicted model, not a curated record
GCCCGACCGACGGACCGGUCCACCCCGUCUCGCCCUCGCCCAAAUCCCCACCCCAAAGUCCCAAACCGAACCAGCGAAAGCUCCCCUGCCUGAGCCUGCCUGCUCCGCCCUCCGAUCGCAGGGAGGAAGAGGAGGGAGAUGAGCUACUACGGCCAGCAGCCCCCCGUCGGCGUCCCGCCGCAGCAAGGCUACCCGGGGAAGGACGGCUACCCGCCGCCGGGGUACCCGCCGGCAGGCUACCCCCCGCCGGCGCAGGGCUACCCGCCGCAGGGGUACCCGCAGCAGGGCUACCCGCCGCCGUACGCGCAGCCGCCGCCCCAGCAGCAGCAGAGCAGCGGGCCUUCCUUCAUGGAGGGAUGCUUGGCUGCUCUCUGCUGCUGCUGCCUCCUGGACGCCUGCUUCUGAGACGACCCUCGCCGACGGAUUCGAGGUGACUGCAAGUGAAAUGAAACUGCCUCAAGGAAGAAACGGCUUGAAAUGCUAGUGUCCUAGACUAUAGCUUUCUUGUCCUGCAUUAUCGUCUAUUUUUUUUCAUUCUCUUUUAUGAAACCCAGCAAUGAGACUUCUAGUACUAGUACUCUGUCGGUGUUGAUUGGAUGAUGGCUGGUGUGUAUUCUGUGGAUUGCCGAGUUUCUGGUGGAAUUCAACUUGGGAUUAUGGAGUGCGCAACUUGGUUUGUUCUAAGACAUUUUGCUUGGUUUCUUCGC